AUGGCGCCUGAACAGAUCGCCACCGACGUUUGGCUGCUGGUCAUGUUUAGAGCCCUUCGUAGAGCUACCGCCCGCAAUCUUACACUUUCGUCUCGCAUUCCACCUGUCAUUGGCAAAGUUCGCGGAUUAUCAGUCGCACACACGCUCUCAGCCAGUCCUUCUAGCAUACUCCAAGAGUCCGACCGAGCUCAGCUACCACAUGGCGCUCCCUUUCCAAGACGUAGUCAUACAUGCGGCGCCUUAAGUUCUGGAGACGUUGGUUCGACGGUGGUCUUGACGGGAUGGCUCCUUCCCGAGAGGAAAGUUAAUCAUAAACUAUCAUUUUUCAACUUGAGAGACUCCUACGGCAUCGUCCAGCUUGUCGUGUCUGCCAAGGAAGAUGAAGCUUUGCUUGCUAUGAUGCGCAAACUACCCACGGAGUCCACGGUAUCGCUGCGAGGAGCAGUCAGAAUGCGAGCGGAAGGCCACAGAAGGCCUUAUCCUCAAGGAGACAUCGAGGUCGCUGUCGUGUCUUGUUUACUUCUCAAUCCUGCGGAUCGCAACUUGCCUUUCUUGCCUUCUGAUACUCAAAACAUGGCAAAUGAGAACGUGAGGCUCCGAUAUCGUUACUUGGACCUUCGUAGAGAGGCUCUCUCCGCAAAUCUCAAGAAGCGUAGCGAGGCGGCUCAUCUCAUUCGGUCUGUCUUCUAUGAAAGGGAUUUCACAGAAGUGGAGACCCCAAUACUCUUGAAGUCGACACCGGAAGGUGCACGGGAGUUUCUUGUUCCCACUCGUCUUACUGGAUCCCCUUCGUCUAGUAGCCCUGGCCAAUCCGCAGUCUCUUCUACGACCAAAGGCUUAAUAUCGACGCCGUUAUUCUACGCUCUUCCGCAAUCUCCUCAACAGCCAAAACAGCUGCUCGUGGCGUCCGGGGCAGUUGAUCGGUACUACCAGUUAGCAAAGUGUUUCCGCGAUGAGGACGGACGCAAGGAUAGGCAGCCCGAAUUCACCCAAGUUGAUUUAGAAAUGGCAUGGGUUAGUUGGGGUGAGCCAGAUAUGAGCAACGAUGUUUCAGCCCCCAUGGCUCUUAUAGACGCCGACGACUCGCCUACUCAGUGGAGGAUUGGCGGCCUUGAAGUUCGCGAGACUGUAGAAGCCCUCGUUCGUCGCCUCUGGUCGAAGCUUGAAGGCAUUGAACUACCCGAACAAUUUCAAGUGACGACAUAUGAUACUGCAAUGCAUCGCUACGGGUGUGACAAACCCGACCUUAGGGUUGGCAUGGAGAUCGAGGACAUCAGUUCGUAUCUUCCAACGUCCGUUCGUGCCGCACUCACUUCGAGAGAGGAGAUCGUUGAGGCAUUAGUAGUUCGUGCCUCUACGUCUGAUCGAGCCUUCCUUCGUGCUGCCCGGGAGCUGCGGAGCGAAGAAAAAACUGUUGAGCGUCUGGAAGUUGCACAGAACGGAAGUAUCGACUGGAUCCGCCAGUCUGAAAUCAUUCGGAGAACUGCGGAUUUCGCGGUUGAUGACGUCGAUAUGCAGAUAAACACUGCUCUACAUCUGAACAGCGGGGACAUUCUGUGGGUGGCUAGACGCAGAGGUCGACCAGAGGGGGGUUCUACGGCUUUAGGACGCCUUCGCCUUCAACUUGCGGGUCUGGCCGAGACCCUUGGAGACUUCACCUUUCCGGAUGAUCCGCGUUUCCUAUGGGUCACUGAAUUCCCUCUAUUCACUCGUGCAGAUGCCGAUAAGGAGUUCUUGGCUCACGGACGGUGGAGCAGUUCACACCAUCCUUUCACGGCGCCUAUGUGGCAGGACAUCAAAAAGAUGUAUGAAGGUGGGGUGGCCGAGGUCAGAGGGCAACAUUACGACCUCGUCCUGAACGGCGUAGAGAUUGGAGGUGGCUCAGUUCGAGUUCAUGACGCCGGGAUGCAGGAGUAUAUCUUCACAGAGAUUUUGCAGGCCAGUCUUGAUCGUACGGAAACGACAUCCUUCGCUCACUUGCUUCAUGCUUUGCGAUGUGGGGCACCUCCCCACGGGGGCUUUGCAUUUGGGUUUGACCGUUUGAUGGCCAUCCUCUGCAAGACGGACUCGAUUCGAGAUGUUAUCGCAUUCCCCAAAACCAGUGUUGGCACGGAUCUUCUCUUUAAAAGUCCCGCUCCCGCUUCUCGCGAAGUACUAGCACAAUAUGGCAUUCCAGCAAAAUAA
This is a messenger RNA of Fibroporia radiculosa, 2184 nucleotides long. RefSeq lists its product as uncharacterized. The transcript is spliced from 12 exons. Gene Ontology annotation, molecular function: nucleic acid binding; aspartate-tRNA ligase activity; ATP binding. NCBI's taxonomy places the organism in Eukaryota, Fungi, Basidiomycota, Agaricomycetes, Polyporales, Fibroporiaceae. Bases 1 to 2184 code for a protein of 727 amino acids. Gene Ontology annotation, cellular component: mitochondrion; cytoplasm. Gene Ontology annotation, biological process: aspartyl-tRNA aminoacylation. The record is from RefSeq and is a predicted model, not a curated record.